UCGAGUACCGCCACGUAUGCACGUGAGCGGGUGUGCUCGUCUUCCCGGUGAGCUCUCGGUUUCUCACUGUCCGCUUACGACUUUCAACUUGCGACGCGCCCCGUUCCUUCUCUUUCCUUUCUUUUCCCCUCAGUUUCACCGAGGGCUCCCUUGAAUAAACACCUUGUAGAGCGUACUUGAAAUUAUUAACUAAAAUAUUCCGGCCUUCCGACCGAAAAGUAUUUUUUUUUUAUUUUACUCAAACCUUUCGAAAGCCCGAAACGAACGAGCCACGCUUGCGCAGCGUUUCCCCCUUAGCGAAGACGGGGGGACACCAGGCCAAUCAGAAACACCGAUGUAAACAGAGAGUAGAGUUUUAAACGGAAAAAGAGUCGGUGGCUCGCGAGACACUCGCAAUCGAGAAACUUCGUCUCAUUCUUUCCCAUUCCUCCUCUCUCUCUCGCUCUCUAACUCUUUCUAGCUCUUUUCCUCCCACCUUCCGAUCUCCUCUUUCUUUAUCUAUCCCCGUCGCUCUUACUCUCGUGACGAAAGGACGUUCGAGAUAAUCCGAGCGAGCUGUUUCUUCGAGGGGAAAGUCUGACUUUGAUACACCAGUUUUCAAUUGUCGCUGGUCGCGGAGUACACCGAGUUGUCUCCGCGUUGUGUACCGAUAACGCGAACGACUUGGGAUUGUUAUUGCUUCCGUGACCGUACGAUUCUCUCAUAAGCUGCGUAAUUCUUCACUAGGUGUUUCGUGGCGCGGUAACGGGAUCGGUUAUCGUGGAAGGUGAAGUGACUCGCGAAGAUAUAGUUUGGCCGGUGUUUUAACGAAGAAAAGAUCUCAGGUAAAGGAGAAGCAAGAAAGGGAAGGGAGGACAGGCUCCUGAAGCAGAGGGCGAAGGCGAAGAUGCUCGACUUCGAACAACAGGCAAAUCAGGCACAGGCCCUGGCUUCGCUCGACGAGGACUGGCACCUGCUCGAGGACGCUAAGAUGAGAUUGGAAGAAGACCUCGUGAUUCGUAGGAGCAGACCAACGAUGAUUUCCGCAAAGUAUCGCGCUAGGGAGGAACGUCGGCGUUUACUUAAAAUCUCGGCCGGGAAAUUGAGAAGGAUCGAGGACCCGGAAGCUAGCCUGUGCAGAUCGGUACUCAUAAACAACGCUGUCAGGCGGCUACAACGCGAGAACCGGGAUGAAAAGACGAGAAACUACGGACUACCGGUGGUCACGUAUCUGAACGACUCCACCAAAGAGAACAACGUUUCCAGUAACCUUAUUGUAGGAGUAACGGAUGACGAGACGUCUUCCCGGAAGAGAUUAAACGAUGAUACCAGAAGCGAAGGAAUCGCUCCCAAGAGGCAGAGGCACGACGAUCUGGACCUUCAAGAUGAUGUGUUUAGUGAUUUCUACAUCGUACCGCCGACCCCACGGCUGCUCUCUCAAAUAGACGAGGUCCAGGAUUCCGAUUCUACGCAUCAUCAUCAUCAUCUGGUGUAUCCCGAAGAUCGUUUGGGUUCCAUGGACGUUCGGUCGGCGAGCAUGAUCAGCACUAGCACCGCUCAUCCUACUACCAAUAACACUAACACCUCCGCGAACAGUUGUUGCAAUUCGGUAAUGUUUCCCGCUGAUCUGGUCGAUCCUAGUAGUCCAUUAAUCGGCGUCACCAGAUCGAGCGACGUGAGCAUGAUGGAAGCAUCGGACGUUGUCGAUCCCGAUAGAAUUUGCGAUUUUGCGAGAUUCGCGGACUCCGCGAAGAGCCUCGAGGAACGCCUAGUCGAGCUGCAGUCGUUAGACGAACACUUCGAUUUGGCAAAAUUCGAGAGGAACAAUAAUCAGAGUUGCGGCAGAGCGUUCCACGACAUCCAAACCUUCCACAGUUUGGUCCCUGGGUUAGAAACCUAGAAGGGUGCCCCGUGCCUCGAGCA
Ceratina calcarata is the source of this 1902-nucleotide messenger RNA. RefSeq lists its product as uncharacterized. The record is from RefSeq and is a predicted model, not a curated record. Gene Ontology annotation, molecular function: transcription regulator activity. The transcript is spliced from 3 exons. Bases 887 to 1879 code for a protein of 330 amino acids. Gene Ontology annotation, cellular component: nucleus. Lineage: Eukaryota; Metazoa; Arthropoda; Insecta; Hymenoptera; Apidae.